Molecule: messenger RNA, 1069 nt
Organism: Saprolegnia parasitica CBS 223.65
Lineage: Eukaryota; Oomycota; Saprolegniomycetes; Saprolegniales; Saprolegniaceae
Exons: 1
Coding region: 13-1005 (330 amino acids)
Source: RefSeq, a predicted model, not a curated record
CCUGCAAUUGUCAUGCUCGGCGCCGUCGCUCGUCUUGCGGUCGUCCGCGCGGUGGCCCGUCGCCCGGCCGCGCUCCGCCCUGUGGCCGCCGCCCGCUUCUUCUCGUCCGAAGGCAACGACAGCGUGCCCUCCAACACGUCGCGCUUCCUCAAGCUCGCCGACCAGAUCGAAGAGGACGAGGGCUUUGAGCUCGACGAAGGCGACGAGCUGGUCGCCGAGGUCGACCCGGCCGACGAGUUCUUCGUGGACCUCAACCCUGGCGGCGUCGGCCUCAGCGAGCGCGACAACAAGCGCAUCUACGACCUCUACAUGGCGGACCCGAUCGCCAACUCGAUCAAGAAGCUCUCGACGGACAACCGCGUCUCGGUCGAGCGCAUUGAAGCGACGAUUGUCUUCCAGGGCCUCGAGCGCGGCCUCUCGAUUGAGGCGCUCCGCGAACAGGUCUUUUCGCUCAAGGAGGCCAAGGCCAAGGAGGAGGUCGCGGCGCCGGCCAAGGGCGGCUUGAAGGCCAAGGUCCACGGCCGCUCCAAGAGCAUCGAGGAGCUUGCGCUCGAGACGAGCAGCAACAACGAUGCCAAGGACAUGAACGACGAGGACAUGACCGAGGCCGACUUUAUGACCAACGAAGAGUGGGAGGAGUACAACAAGGAAGACAAGAUCCGCGAACCCGACUUCAUCUUCCUCAGCGACGAGCACGACGAGCUUCCGCCGCUCCACCGCCAGUACGGCAAGCGCAACCUCUCGGACCAGCUCACGGUGGCCGAGGCCAAGCGCCUCCAGGCCGGCGCCGAGAAGAACAAGGUGACGCUCCUCCCGAGCUUCGCCAAGGCGCUCAACCCGACGGGCAAGUUCAAGAUUGCCAUCAAGGACAUCUCGACCAAGCGCGCGCCGCUCUACAUGCGCGACGUCGACGGGUCGCUCCGCCUCGCGACGGACGAGGAGGUCGUGAAGCGCUCGUGGGUCAAGCGGCCGUCGUACUUCCAGGGCAUUGAGCAGUACGUGUAAGACGUUUUUUGCCAAAGCCAUCAGUAGGAGAUAAUAAUAGAGAUCUAUGGACUUGGAAGAACCA